Molecule: messenger RNA, 1410 nt
Organism: Megalobrama amblycephala (Wuchang bream)
Lineage: Eukaryota; Metazoa; Chordata; Actinopteri; Cypriniformes; Xenocyprididae
Exons: 3
Coding region: 56-1375 (439 amino acids)
Molecular function (GO): nucleic acid binding
Source: RefSeq, a predicted model, not a curated record
AUGUAUAAAAGCAAGUUCAGAGUGCACAGUUUGCUGAAGAUUCCAAACAAACAGAAUGGAUGAAGGCAGAGUCAGGGGAAGAGGAAUUCGAGUCAGAGGAGGGAGAAGAGCUGGCCAUGGAAGAAGAGGAGCAGGCCAACGAGGAAGAGGAGUUCAAAUCAGAGGAGGAAGAGGAGCAGGCCAACGAGGAAGAGGAGUUCAAAUCAGAGGAGGAAGAGGAGCAGGCCAACAAGGGAGAGGAGAAGGUCCAGGAGGGAGAGCAAGACAACCUCGCACCAUCAUUACGGACGAGAUGCGAGCAACAGUCAUUGACCAUGUCAUUGUCCAUGGCAUGACAAUGGCUGAAGCAGGACUACGAGUCCGUCCAAACCUGAGUAGGUUCACCGUGGCCACCAUUAUCAGGGCAUUCAGACAACACAACAGAGUUGAAAGAAUGCCACAUAGAGGUGGGAGGGUUGCCAUAUUUACAGCGGCACAAGAAACCCUCAUUGUGGAUAUGGUUCGUGAGAACAACCUCAUCAGACUCCAGGAGAUCAGAGACAAAGUCAUUGCCGAUAAUGUCAACUUUGAGAGCAUUGAUGAUGUCAGCUUGGCCACAAUAGACCGAGUUCUCCGGCGCCAAAAGAUGCGGAUGAAACAGGUCUAUAGGGUUCCCUUUGAGCGCAACUCUGCGCGACACAAAGACCUACGUUACGAGUAUGUGCAAAGGAUAUUACAGUUGGACGCGAUGGCCAGACCUCAUGAGUACCUCUUCCUGGAUGAGGCUGGCUUCAACCUUCAGAAACGAAGGCAAAGAGGCCGUAACAUCAUUGGCCAAAGAGCCAUCACUGAGGUUCCUGGACAACGGGGGGGUAAUAUUACUCUUUGUGCGGCCAUGGGUUUGGAGGGGCUUGUCCACCAGCAUGCUGUCCUUGGGUCUUACAACACCCAAUGUCUCCUCACCUUCCUUGAGGAGCUAAAAGACAUCCUCCUGGACCGCCAACAACACCAUCCUGGGCCCGCACAUCACAUUUAUGUGAUCAUUUGGGACAAUGUACGCUUCCAUAAAACAAACCAAAUCAGAGAGUGGUUCACCACCAACAGUAACCACUUUUUAAACGUCUGUCUGCCACCCUACUCCCCUUUCCUGAACCCUAUAGAGGAGUUCUUCUCAUCGUGGAGAUGGAAGGUUUAUGACAGACAACCAUACACUAGAGAGAACCUCCUAAGGGCAAUGGAGCUGGCCUGUGUUGACAUCCCAGUGGAGGCCUUCCAAGGAUGGAUUCGCCAUUCCAGGGCGUUUUUCCCGCGGUGCCUGGCAAGAGACAAUAUAGCCUGCGAUGUGGAUGAGGUGAUGUGGCCCGAUGCAGCUCAGCGACAUGAUGCCGCACAGUGAUUGUGGUGUGUGUGUGCAACUUCACACUCUGAUCA